Messenger RNA from Arvicanthis niloticus (Nile rat), 3807 nucleotides. It is a transcript of the gene Ipo13, whose product is annotated as importin 13. Lineage: Eukaryota; Metazoa; Chordata; Mammalia; Rodentia; Muridae. Gene Ontology annotation, biological process: protein import into nucleus. Gene Ontology annotation, cellular component: cytoplasm. Gene Ontology annotation, molecular function: small GTPase binding. The record is from RefSeq and is a predicted model, not a curated record.
GUUCGGGGGCGCGCGAGCUAGCACGAGGACAGGGCCAAAGACCCGGAAUGAGUUUCCGCGUAGUUCCGCUGUGCCGUACCUGGAUGUGCUUAGCCGUGUCGGGCCAGAACAGGCGUGGGUGGGGGCCUGAGUUGGUGGUACUGGGGACAGGCGCUCGGGACAGCCCGCGUCUUGCUGAGGUCCCCGCCCCGUCCCAGCCGGGCCGGCCCGUCUGUCAGUCACUGGGGCGGAGGCAGCGACCAUAGCGGGGCCAAACCCGGGAGGCGAACAGAUCGCGGGCCAGGCGAACGGAGGGGACCUAGCUCAGCCCCCCAACUCUACCGACUCUGCCCCAGACUCACGAAACUGCAACCCCGUGCUUCCUUGGACGUCUCCGUAUCUCGCGAAGGGCUCUCUCCCGGGUGAUCUCCCAGCCCCCUGACCUCAUAGCAUCUUGAAGCUCAUCCAGACUAGGGUGUUAUGGGUACAGGCCGUUGACCCUGUGACCCCUCACGGGCCAGGGCCUCUGUUUCCCCUGUAGGCCUCCCUCCCCUAUGACUUUUGAUUCAAGGGACAGAGCCGUGACCUCCCACUAGGACCCUUCCCUGGGAGCACCUCACUGACGCCUCCCUUUUGGGAGCCGCCUUAGCGGGUCCCCUCCGAAGAGCACAUCUUUUGACCUCUGCCACCCCCCCCCCUCCAAACGCGGUGGGCAGGCCUCGGCAGCCAUGCCCGCCCUGGGCAUCCCCUCAUCCCACCACUUCCUGGGUACUCAAGCCGGGGUCUAGCAGGGGGCCGACAGCCAAAGGGCUGGGGCAAGAGAGAGAUCAGGGUCCACCUCCCUGCCAAGCAGGGAGCAAAGAUGGAGCGGCGGGAGGAGCAGCUGGGGGCUGCAGGGGCUGGAGCAGCACCAGCCUUGGACUUCACUGUGGAGAACGUGGAGAAGGCGCUGCACCAGCUCUACUACGACCCCAAUAUUGAGAACAAGAACCUGGCUCAGAAGUGGCUGAUGCAGGCCCAGGUCUCUCCUCAGGCCUGGCAUUUCAGCUGGCAGCUACUCCAGCCAGACAAGGUGCCUGAGAUCCAGUACUUUGGGGCCAGUGCCCUGCACAUCAAGAUCUCUCGCUAUUGGAGUGACAUCCCUACCGACCAGUAUGAAAGCUUAAAGGCGCAGCUCUUCACCCAGAUCACCCGCUUUGCCAGUGGCUCCAAAAUUGUGCUGACUCGGCUGUGUGUGGCACUGGCCUCACUUGCUCUCAGCAUGAUGCCUGAUGCUUGGCCAUGUGCUGUGGCAGAUAUGGUUCGGCUCUUCCAGGCUGAGGACUCACCGGUGGAUAGCCAGGGCCGUUGUCUGGCCCUUCUAGAGUUGCUGACAGUUCUGCCCGAGGAGUUUCAGACCAGCCGCUUGCCCCAGUACCGCAAAGGUCUGGUGCGGACCAGCCUGGCUGUGGAGUGUGGGGCUGUCUUCCCAUUGCUGGAGCAACUGCUACAACAGCCCAGCUCUCCCAGCUGUGUGCGUCAGAAGGUGCUCAAAUGCUUCUCCAGCUGGGUGCAGCUGGAAGUACCCCUGCAGGACUGUGAGGCACUCAUUCAGGCUGCCUUCGCUGCUCUGCAGGACUCGGAACUCUUUGACAGCAGCGUGGAGGCCAUUGUCAAUGCCAUCUCCCAGCCAGAUGCCCAAAGGUACGUGAACACACUCCUGAAACUCAUUCCGCUGGUGCUGGGACUGCAGGAUCAACUGCGGCAGGCAGUGCAGAAUGGGGACAUGGAGACCUCCCACGGCAUCUGCCGCAUUGCUGUGGCCCUGGGCGAGAACCACUCUCGGGCCUUGCUAGACCAAGUAGAGCACUGGCAGAGCUUCCUGGCACUCGUCAACAUGAUCAUGUUCUGUACUGGCAUCCCUGGCCACUAUCCCGUCAACGAGACUACCAGCUCCCUCACUCUCACCUUCUGGUACACGCUGCAGGAUGACAUUCUGUCCUUUGAGGCAGAGAAGCAGGCUGUAUACCAGCAGGUGUACCGGCCAGUCUACUUCCAGCUGGUGGACGUACUUCUGCACAAGGCCCAGUUUCCUUCUGAUGAGGAAUAUGGAUUUUGGUCCUCAGAUGAAAAGGAGCAGUUCCGAAUCUACAGGGUGGACAUCUCAGACACACUCAUGUAUGUCUAUGAGAUGCUGGGGGCUGAGCUGCUUAGCAACCUCUAUGACAAGCUGGGCCGUUUGCUCACCAGCUCAGAGGAGCCCUACUCCUGGCAGCACACAGAAGCCCUACUCUAUGGCUUCCAGUCCAUUGCAGAGACCAUUGAUGUCAACUACUCUGACGUGGUCCCCGGACUCAUCGGCCUCAUCCCACGGAUCAGCAUCAGCAAUGUACAGCUGGCGGACACUGUCAUGUUCACCAUUGGAGCUCUGUCUGAAUGGCUGGCUGACCACCCCGUCAUGAUCAACAGCGUUCUGCCCCUUGUGCUGCAUGCCCUAGGCAAUCCUGAGCUGUCCGUCUCAUCUGUGUCAACCCUCAAAAAGAUCUGCCGAGAGUGCAAGUAUGACCUGCCGCCCUACGCUGCCAACAUUGUGGCUGUCUCCCAGGAUGUGCUGAUGAAGCAGAUCCACAAGACAAGCCAGUGCAUGUGGUUGAUGCAGGCACUGGGCUUCCUGCUGUCAGCCCUGCAGGUAGAGGAGAUCCUGAAGAACCUGCACUCACUCAUCUCUCCCUACAUCCAACAACUGGAGAAGCUGGCAGAAGAGAUACCUAAUCCCUCCAACAAGCUGGCCAUUGUCCACAUCUUGGGGCUUCUUUCCAACCUCUUUACUACACUGGACGUCAGUCAUCAUGAGGAUGAUCACGAAGGCCCUGAGCUCCGGAAGCUGCCAGUGCCACAGGGACCCAACCCAGUGGUGGUUGUGUUGCAGCAAGUCUUCCAGCUCAUCCAGAAGGUGCUGAGCAAGUGGCUGAAUGAUGCCCAGGUAGUCGAGGCAGUGUGCGCCAUCUUUGAGAAGUCUGUUAAGACACUGCUGGAUGACUUUGCCCCCAUGGUGCCGCAGCUCUGUGAGAUGCUGGGUCGGAUGUACAGCACCGUUCCCCAGGCCUCUGCUCUUGACCUCACUCGACAGCUGGUCCACAUCUUUGCCCACGAGCCUGCCCACUUUCCCCCAAUAGAGGCCCUCUUCCUGCUGGUGACUUCCGUCACACUCACUCUCUUCCAGCAAGGGCCCAGGGAUCAUCCUGAUAUUGUUGAUUCAUUUAUGCAACUCCUGGCACAGGCUUUGAAGCGGAAGCCAGAUUUGUUCCUGUGUGAGCGAUUGGAUGUCAAAGCUGUGUUCCAGUGUGCUGUGCUGGCCCUCAAGUUCCCUGAGGCACCUACUGUCAAGGCCUCCUGUGGCUUCUUUACUGAGCUGCUGCCUCGAUGUGGGGAAAUAGAGUCUGUGGGGAAAGUGGUACAGGAAGAUGGCCGUAUACUGCUCAUAGCAGUACUGGAGGCCAUCGGGGGCCAAGCCUCCCGUAGCCUCAUGGACUGUUUUGCCGACAUCCUGUUCGCCCUGAACAAACACUGCUUCAGCCUCCUGAGCAUGUGGAUCAAGGAGGCUCUGCAGCCACCUGGUUUUCCAUCUGCCCGUCUCAGCCCUGAGCAGAAGGACACCUUCAGCCAGCAAAUACUUCGUGAGCGAGUGAACAAGAGACGGGUAAAGGAGAUGGUAAAGGAAUUUACACUGCUGUGCCGGGGGCUACAUGGCACAGACUACACAGCCGACUACUGAGGGACAUGUGUGUCCCGCCUCACCCCUUCUUACCCCUUCCUGUUCCCAAAGAGUAAACCUGGACUCUUACUGCU